Aspergillus mulundensis is the source of this 3147-nucleotide messenger RNA. Its product is annotated as ATP dependent DNA ligase domain protein. Gene Ontology annotation, molecular function: DNA ligase (ATP) activity; DNA binding; ATP binding. NCBI's taxonomy places the organism in Eukaryota, Fungi, Ascomycota, Eurotiomycetes, Eurotiales, Aspergillaceae. Gene Ontology annotation, biological process: DNA recombination; nucleotide-excision repair, DNA gap filling; double-strand break repair via nonhomologous end joining. The record is from RefSeq and is a predicted model, not a curated record. Gene Ontology annotation, cellular component: DNA ligase IV complex. The coding region runs from base 1 to 3147 and encodes 1048 amino acids. The transcript is spliced from 2 exons.
AUGGGGUUCAAGUUCACUUUCCUAUGUGAUCUGCUCUCGUCUCUCGAGGACAACAGGAUCCUAAAAGCAGCUACCGAAAAUAGGAAUCGAAAUCCGGAUGCCCGCACUGUUACACAAUGGUUUGUUCGGCAUGACAAGAAGCUGCGUGAUCGCGAAACCGACCGACUCGCUCUCCUUUCGUGCAUGUUCCCGGAGAAGCGAACGGACCGCGUUUAUUGGUUGAAGGAUGCAAAUUUGGCCAGGGUCAUCGGCAGAUGCUUAUUGCUCGGGCUGUCCCGUCGCGAGGAACUUGAAAAAUGGCGAGUGGCUGGUGGAGCAGACCUCGGUCAAUGCGUCGAGAAUGUAAUGCGACAAGCGGAAAAUCAUGUUGUCGGAGGUCAAGAGGUCACUGUGGAGGAGAUUGACAAGGCACUGAAUAUGGUCGCCUCGCGCUGUCGAUUCUCUGGACCAAAUAUCCGACGCCAGCGUUCUGCUGUCGAUGUGGAAGGGACGCUCUCACCGUUAUACCGCCGGCUCAGCAGCAGGGACGCCAAAUGGCUGACGCGGAUGAUCCUCAAGACGCACUUCUCCGAUAUUCUGCCGGAAAGGUUGACGCUGAAGAGCUUCCAUUUCUUGCUGCCGCAUCUCUUGCUCUUCCAGAAUUCAUUUGAAGCCGCCGUGAGCUUGCUCUCGUCUGAACCAAUCAUACAUUUCCCACCUAGGCCUGAGAUAGGGUAUGCGAAAGACUUGGGCAAAAUAGCUCUGCAUCAUCUCACUCCGACAAUUGGGAUCAAGGUCGGAAGACCGGAGUACUAUAAGGCACGAAGCAUCAAGCAUUGCUGCAAUAUGGUUGGACAGCAGAGGAUGAGUGUUGAGAGAAAAUAUGACGGCGAAUAUUGCCAGAUACAUAUCGAUCUCUCGAAGCAUUCGGGUUCCAUUCAGAUAUUCUCUAAGAGUGGCAAAGACUCCACCUCAGACAGGGCAGGCGUUCAUCAAGCCAUUCGAGAAUCCUUGAGAAUUGGUAGGGAUGCCUGUAGAUUCAAAGAACGUUGCAUCCUUGAGGGUGAGCUCCUUGUUUGGAGCGACAAGCACCAAGACAUCAUGCCCUUCCAUAAGUUGCGCAAACUGAUCUCUCGAUCUGGCGUCUUCAUUGGGGCAGAGAGCGAUUCUCCGCCCCAGCCUUAUGAACGCUUGAUGAUGGUGUUCUUCGAUAUACUCGUCCUCGACGAAAAGAUACUUCUUCGGAAGCCGCAUCGAGAGAGGCGGUUGCUUCUCAAGGACACAGUACAAGUGAUUUCGGGUGUCGCUGAUAUCGCUGAUCAGCGUAUCAUUGACUUCUCCCGCUCCGAUAGUCUAUCUAAGCUUGAGACGCUUUUCUCCAAGGGAAUUGCUGAACGAUGGGAAGGCUUCAUUCUGAAAGGAUGCGAGGACCCAUAUUUCCCGAUACUGGUUGAUUGCGGAACUAGCUGCGAAGGCCGCUGGAUCAAGCUCAAGAAAGAUUACAUUCCAGGCCUGGGCGACACAGUAGACCUUGCAUUGGUCGGUGCAGCUUACAAUGCUUCUGAUGCUUCCAUGCUAAAGCUCGCAAAGAAGGAGACUUGGACACAUUUUUUCGUGGGAUGCCUUGAAAACAAAGAGGCUGUCUUGCAGUCCAAUGCCCAACCUAGGUUUCGCGUUAUAGACGUGAUCGAUCACCAUGGCAUCAGCCAGAACAAUAUGCAGACUCUCAACAGUUUUGGUAAGUUUAGCGCUCACAGCGUAGACUCUGACCGCGGGAUCGACAUCACAGACAUAAGACCGGGCAUGCCUCACAUCGAUGUCGUCUUCAAAACGCCAUUUGUUGUUGAAGUUCUGGGAAGUGGUUUUGAGAAGCCGUCAGGCGCCCGGUAUUACACGCUCCGUUUCCCCAGGAUUCUGAAGAUUCACUCAGAUCGGUCCCUCGAAGAUGCUGCUUCCUUCCGAGAGCUACAAGUUCUGGCUGAGGCAGCGGUAUCCGUGCCCUCGGAAGAGCUCCUCGAACAAGAAGCAGAGUGGGCGAACCGCAUUAGAUCGGGUACGUCCAAGCCAGAGUAUCAAUCAGAUGAUUCACAAAGCUCGUCUACCAUCAGCUCUCCUGCUUCUGCGAAUGGUAUCCCCAUAUACGUUGAUCGUCCGACCUCCUCUAAUUCGUCAGAUGGAUCGGAAGGAGCUGCAGACAGUGUCCUCACGAGUAAUGAAAAUGUGUCCUCACAGGCAAAUACUAGAAAGCGAAAGGCAACGGCGUCCGCACCUGAGCCAUGUCUUAAAAGUGCCUGUCGAGAAUCAAAGAACGCCCAGUCAGUGGACGAAGGCAUAAAUUUGACCUUGACUGUCACGUCUUCAUCACAGUAUAUGGCAACCAUAGAAGGCAGUCUUCUCAAUAAUCCCACCACCACAAGCGUCCAGGUGAUCUCAGUUAUUGGGCAUAAAGGGAGCCUUGAUGAAACACACCGAUCUCCUCUCACCACAGUUCCCAUCUACAUCCAUCCCAGUUCUGCCUCUAAGCUCCAGUCACUAAAUGGUCUCAAAAAUAUUGCCAAAACUAUAGAGGAGUUCCUUCUCAUGUUAAUAUCCGAGGACCACGAAUCCGAUUCAAACAAACCUAACAUCGGUCCAGUCUCUCAAAAUAUGACUCUGGGAAUCAUGUUCGCUGACUAUUCCAAAUACCCCCUGGGUCCGGCACUUCUCCAAUUAAACGAACAAAUCUCCCAGGCCUUCGCCGCACCCUCGUCCAAAAAUCACUUUCAAGGCCGGAUCUUCCUCCUCAGCUCGGACUUUCUCCAGCUAGACUUCGACUGGACUAACAGCAAAUUUUGCCUUCGCAAGACCUGGGAGAAAAUAAGCAAAGCCUACUUCUACGCUUGUAUAGCCUGGGACGCCGACAAACACGUCACCCCUGGAGAACCUCUCGAUGAGAUUCCCAGCACGCCCUUGGAUAAUGAUGAUGUCGUUGGAAACUCUACUAUUAAUACCAAUGUUGCCAAUACCACCCGACGGCCCCGUCCGAGCGCGAUUCUGAGACGAAAUUGUGUAUCCGCACCUAUACUCAAGCCAAAGCUCAAGAUAUUGUUCGACAGAAAGCUGAUUUUGGAACUUGGGCAACUUACCUCCUUAGACCCCUUGGUGAGGGCUGAUACGCGGGCUGGGUAA